GCUUCGAUUUGAGACGCACCCAGAAGAUGCCGGCGCAUGCGCAGUAGAGUUGCUUUCCCCCAGGCCAGAGCCUGUGCGCGUCUGUGUGUCUGAUAAUCCAGCGGGAUUUUAGUGACUGUUGCGCACAAGAAACACAUGAUCCGAUUAAGAUCAGACUCUCCCUCACCUGCAAGGCCACUCAGAUAAACCCCCGGCGCGGAAAAGACGCUCAUUUCACGAAUCCCGGUGUAAUUUGGGCUGUUUGUGUUGUUCUGCUGUGUGAAGAUGAGGCUGCCGGACUGCAGAAAGCGAUGCGGGAUGGAUGGAGAGGAUGGAGAAAAGGAGCUGGCUCUCCCUUUCAAAAACCCUUUUGUACACGAGUUGAGGUUUACACCGCUUCAGAAACUCAAGCUGGGCGUGAUGACGUUGACCCUGUUCCCAGUGCGCCUCUUCUUCGCUGCGUUCAUGAUGCUGUUGGCGUGGCCCUUCGCCUUCAUCGCCACCGUAGGACGCAAUGAGACCAGCGUAGAGCAUCAGUGCUUCUGGAGGAGGUUGGUGGAUGUUGUCCUGCGCCUCAUCAUGCGGGCCAUGUGGUUCGCAGGCGGCUUCCACUGGAUCAGGGUCAAAGGUCGCCGUGCACUGCCCGCCCAGGCGCCCAUCCUCACCCUCGCCCCACACUCGUCCUAUUUCGACGCCAUGCCUGUUACCAUGACGAUGGCCUCCAUAGUCAUGAAGGCUGAGAGCAAGGACAUACCGCUGUGGGGGACUCUGAUUAAAUACAUCCGGCCAGUGUUCGUGUCGAGGUCGGAUCAGGACUCGCGCCGCAAAACCGUAGAGGAGAUCAAACGCAGGGCUCAGUCCGGAGGGGUGUGGCCUCAGAUAAUGAUCUUUCCUGAGGGGACAUGCACCAACAGGUCCUGUCUGAUCACAUUUAAACCAGGUGCUUUUAUUCCAGCAGUGCCUGUACAGCCGGUUGUUAUUCGCUACCCCAAUCCACUGGACACAAUCACUUGGACUUGGCAAGGUCCCGGAGCGUUUACGAUCCUGUGGCUCACCCUGUGCCAGCUCCAUAAUGAUUUUGAGAUUGAGUUCCUCCCGAUCUACACCCCCAGCGAGGAGGAGACGAGGAACCCACAGCUGUUUGCUCAGAAUGUGCGCCGCAUCAUGGCCAAGGCGCUGCAGGUCCCCGUGACUGAUUACUCAUUUGAGGAUUGUCAGUUGGCCAUGGCGGAGGGACAGCUCAGACUGCCAGUGGACACAAGUCUGCUCGAGUUUGCCCGACUCGUCCGGAGACUGGGGCUGAAGCGGGAGAACGGUGAGAUUGAGGAUUAUAGUCGGAGGGCGAGGGAGCUGCAGGGAAUAAAGCAGAACGCAGAGCAGUUCGCUCACUUCCUGGCUCAGCCGCUGUCCGAUGUGCUGCAGGACAUGUUCGCCCUGUUCGACGAGCAUGAUGAGGGUUUGAUGGAUGUGCGCGAGUUUGUCAUUGCCUUCUCCGUAGUGUGCAGGCCCGCCAAAACGCUGGAGACUAUCAAGCUUGCCUUCACGAUGUUCCAGACGGAGCAGGAGGGAGGAGUAACGGAGGAAGAGCUGGAGUGUAUCCUGCACACCGCUCUGGGUGUGACGGAGCUCCGGGUGUCGCGACUCUUCCGCGCCAUCGACGUGGCAAACAGAGGAAAAGUGACGUUCGAGAUGUUCAGGAGUUUUGCCGAGCAGCAGCCUGAUUUCGCUGAGGAGUUUCUGUACGCCGAGAACACGGGCUUCUUCAGCAACUUCCUGUCCUCUGGCGUCGUCUCGAACGGCUUCUGCCCCGACUUCUCCCCCAGCGAGCGCCAGAAGAAGGUCAACUGAAGAAUGUCGGGUCCUGGACAGAAAGACGAAAAAGAGCCAAAACCACCCUGCUGGAGAGCAGGAUUAUGAGAUUGCCUUCGUGGAAAUGUCCCAGCAUGAGGAUCGCUAUAUCUGCCUUAUUACUUUUCUCCCUUUUUUCACGAUAACGAUAUUGUGCAGGUGUGAAUAUCGCAAUAUAUCGUAUAAAUAAUUAUUGAUAAACACUUUUGUGAAAUUUGGAAGUUUAUUUCUACUGCCAUGGAGAUGUGAGAUCUGAUUGUACCACUGAUGGAAGUUGUGUUUUAUUCCUUAAUAAUGCAGACAAUGAUUUAUUAUUAUUAUUAUUAUUAUUAUUAUUAUUAUUAUUCCUACUACUAUACGAUUGUGGUUAUUUUUAGUCAAAUCAGGUACCACAAGCAUCGGUUUCUUUUUUUCCCCAGUAAUAAAGUGAAUGUAUAGACAAUCCGUCACUCCAGUUCGUCCUCGACGUGUUUUUUUUUUUCUCUUCCAAACGUAUGACAGGACGGAAACUUAGCUUGCGGAAAACUGACGCUCGUCAUUGACCCUCGUCAUUCUUUUGUGCACUUUAGACUUUUUAACUUUGUUUCUUUUUGUUCUCUUCAUUCCUCUGACUGGAAAGAAGUGUGUGAUAGUGUGUGUUGAAGGUUGCCAGUGUGAAGACCGUGGUAAUCCCCCACUCCCCUUACAAGAGGAUGUUAUGAUUUUGAGUUAGCUACAUCCCGUAUCGUAUUUUUACCGUAUUUUAUUUAAUACUCCAUUUUAUAGAGUGAUGGAAGCUAACAGUAGGUUCAUCUCUUGGCGGAAUUACUGUAAUUAUGAAUUUCUGACUUGGGCAAAGAUAUGACUGCUUUUAACAAGUCGGAAAUUUGUUUUUGCAUUUUUGUCAAUCUCUUAUUUUUCUGAAAGAUUCAUGACAUCACUUUACAAUCAAUCAAACCAAAAAGCCGGAAGUAACAUGGAAGUGUGUAACGUAUAAAACGUGACAUUUAACUUGUAUUAAAACAUGCGUAAAUAAAAUAGUGAGUUUAGCUUACUAUAUAAGUUAGUUAAACAUAUUGUGGGGUUGUACUUUUCUAUGGUAACGUACAACCCCACAACAUCUUUCUGAAUCGAGUCUGCAAGACGGUCUUAUAAUAACCAUAAUUCCGGUGCAACGUGAAAUAUGUAGCUGCUUCUAUGGCGUUCAUUUUUAUGUUAAUGUUUAAUAGUCAGUUAUUUUUAAUUGCUGCCAUUUUUUCCACAUUUACCAAAAGAUGAUUGAAUAAAUCAACAAAAUUACUAAGAAAUAGAAAUAAAACAUUGUAGAUUUGUCUGUGGUGCUGUUGGCUAGCUAUCUGCAUUUAGCCGACUGCAUAAGCCAGCCAGUUUAUUUGAUUGCACGAUGAUAAAAAAAUAGCGAGUUUAAAAUGUGGUAUAAUGUUUUGGGAAUCGCCACCGUCCUCACACGGCUACCUGUAAAGCAUAGAAUGAGAUUUUGUACAGUUUUCUGAACAUAUUUGUGGAAUGUUUUACAAAUAUUACAAAAUCGUCUUCACUGCCAAUUUUGUCAUGUGACAGAUGAACAGAUUAUCGCUGUAGAAACCGAUCAAAGUCCAUGAGAUGAUCAGGGCCCGGAGCCCUGAGGGACACGCACUGCCUGUUUUUUUUUUUACUCUUGUGAACUCCAGACUGAGAGUUCCGAGUGGCUUCCGUCCAAUCAUUUCUGUAGUUUCCUGAGAGCUGAAGACGAGGGACAGACCCUGUCUCUCUGAUGGCUCCGACUUACUUUUUUUUUUUUUUUUUAAAAAGUGAAAUGUUUCCACGUGUCUUGUUUUGACUGCCAUGUAAUGACUUAUCAUUCCAACCCUUAAAUAAAAAAAAGUUCACAACAAAGGUUGUCUGGCUUCUUGUUUAUGAAGGAAAGCAUGUGUGAUGCUGGUUUAAAAAAAAAAAAGAAUUAACUGUCAUUAUACACUUGAUUGGGAACAAGCAGAUAAGAACCCCUUGUACUCACUUCUUCGUGGUGUGGAUUCCACAAGGUGUUAGGAGAGAUUCUGGUCCAUGUUGACAUGACUGCAAUGCAACAUUGCUGCAUGAAACCAUUUUGAGAAGACUUUGUGACCAGGCACAUUAUCAUCCUAGAAGUAGACGUUAGAAGAUGGGUAAAUUUUGGCCAUGCAGGGAUGAAUGUGUUCAGCAACGAUACUCAGAUAAACUGUGGGAUUCAAACGAUCAUCGAUUGGUAUUAAGGGUUUGUGAAGACAACAUUCCCACACAAUUCCCCACACUAUCUCCACCAGCCUGAAUUAUUGACACCAAAAUCUGACGCUGUCAUCUGCAUGUAGCAGUACAAAUCGUGACUGGAACCUGAUGAGGGCUUGGGUUGUAAGCCAUCUGCCUAAGCAUUUGGUGUGUUGUGCAUUCUGAGAUGCUCUUCUGUGCACCAUGGGUGUAAAGAGUGGUUAUUUGAAUUACUGUAUAAUUCCUGACAGCUUGAACUACACUGGCCAUUCUCAACAACAAGGUGCCCACAGAACUGCCACUCAUCAUUCUUGUCUGGCACCAACAACCAUGCCAUGGUCAAAGUCACCAAGAUCAUGGAAUUUUUUUUUUUUUUUUUUUCCCUGAUGUUUGAUGUGAGCAUUAUCUGAUGCUCUUGACCUGCAUGAUUUAAUGCAUUUUUCUGCUCCUGUCACGUGA
Molecule: messenger RNA, 4506 nt
Organism: Pangasianodon hypophthalmus (striped catfish)
Lineage: Eukaryota; Metazoa; Chordata; Actinopteri; Siluriformes; Pangasiidae
Product: lysophosphatidylcholine acyltransferase 1
Exons: 15
Coding region: 265-1827 (520 amino acids)
Molecular function (GO): calcium ion binding
Source: RefSeq, a predicted model, not a curated record